AUGCGGUGUGGCUCCAGCAUCAACGUGCUGUGCACCCUGGGGUUGUCACCCGAUCCUCGGAGGGCCUCGUUUCUCACAACUAAAAUGGGGGUGUUUUUCCUGAAUGUGCCAUUCGAUUCCAUCCUUGAGCGGCUGACCCUGAGAAGAACCGACCCUGUCACAGGAGAAAGGUCCCACCUCAUGUACAAGCCGCCUCCGACCAUGGAAAUCCAGGCCCGUCUCCUGCAGAGCCCAAAGGAUUCUGAAGAGCAGAUCAAGCUCAGAAUGGAUCGGUUCUACAGGAAUUCCGCUGAGCUGGAGGAGUUCUAUGGGCAGGCCAUCACCCUCAAUGGGGACCAGGACCCGUACACGGUCUUUGAAUACAUAGAGAGUGGGAUCAUUAAUCCCCUGCGCAAGAAAGCUCCCUGAUGGGUUAAGAGCACGGAGCAUCCCCCAGGGACACAAAGCUAAUCCUUCUUCCCCGACCUUCUGGAAACUCA
Physeter macrocephalus (sperm whale) is the source of this 479-nucleotide messenger RNA. Its product is annotated as adenylate kinase 8-like. Gene Ontology annotation, molecular function: AMP kinase activity. The record is from RefSeq and is a predicted model, not a curated record. The transcript is spliced from 3 exons. Bases 1 to 408 code for a protein of 135 amino acids. NCBI's taxonomy places the organism in Eukaryota, Metazoa, Chordata, Mammalia, Artiodactyla, Physeteridae.